GCGCCAGCCCUGGGCGGAGCGCGAGACCAGGGCGGCGCAACGUCCCCCCCCCUCCCCCUCCCCCUCCCCCGCCCCCGCCGAGACGGCAUCCAGACUUGGAGGCCGGCGCUGGCGCCGGGGCGGCGCGUGCGCCGCGGGUGCCGCCGUCACCCGCGGCAAAGGUGCCGAUGGCAAAG
Messenger RNA from Prorocentrum cordatum, 176 nucleotides. NCBI's taxonomy places the organism in Eukaryota, Dinophyceae, Prorocentrales, Prorocentraceae. The record is from the annotation of a GenBank genome assembly.